CACUUGAGGGCACUUGGAGCAAUAAUUUAGUGGACUUGAAUAAGAUACGAUAAAAUCUACGAUGGCCAACCACAACGGUUUGAUUUUUGAUGUGGAUCUGAGAAGUCAUGAAAACAACUUGGCUCACCGCACCCGAGAGAUUGACAGGGAGCGCUUGAUAGUGCGCAGGGGUCAGCCCUUCUCCAUCACUCUGCAGUGCUCUGAGUCUCUGCACCCCGAACACCACCUGGAGCUUGUCCUGCACCUUGGUAAGAGAGACGAGGUGAUGAUCAAGGCCCAGAAGGGACGUGGAGCUGGAGACAAGUGGUGGUUUGACCACCAGGUAGCGCAGGAUGAAAUGCUGCUGACUCUGCACAGUCCUGCAGACGCUAUCAUUGGCCACUACCGCCUUGCUGUGUUGAUAAUGUCACCUGACGGACGCAUUUUAGAGAAGACCAACAAAAGUAGCUUCCACCUGCUCUUUAACCCGUGGUGCAAAGAUGAUGUGGUGUACGUUCCUGAUGAGAGUCUGCUCUGGGAGUAUAUAAUGAAUGAGGAUGGAGUCAUUUACAUGGGCACCUGGGAUUACAUCAACAGUAUUCCUUGGAAUUAUGGACAGUUUGAAGACUAUGUGAUGGACAUCUGUUUUGAAAUCCUGGACAACUCCAAGGAUGCCCUGAAAAACUCAAAAAUGGACAUCGAGCACAGAUAUGACCCCGUCUAUGUCAGCAGGAUGAUCACUGCGAUGGUGAACUCCAAUGGGGACAGGGGUGUGUUGAGUGGUCGCUGGGAGGAACCGUACACUGACGGAGUCGCACCGCACAGAUGGACCGGCAGUGUGCCGAUCCUCCAACAGUGGAGCAAAGCUGGGGUGAGGGCAGUGAAAUAUGGCCAGUGCUGGGUGUUUGCUGCCGUUGCCUGCACAGUGCUGCGCUGUUUGGGAAUCCCAACACGCCUCAUCACCAACUUUUCUUCAGCCCAUGAUGUCGAUGGAAACCUCUCUGUAGACUUCCUGUUGAAUGACAGACUGGAGAACUUUGACAGAGGAAACAAGAAAGACAGCAGCUGGAACUUCCAUUGUUGGGUCGAGUCGUGGAUGAGGAGAGAUGAUCUCUCCAAAGGAAAUGAUGGCUGGCAGGUUUUGGACCCCACCCCUCAAGAACUGAGUGAUGGUGAGUUUUGCUGUGGUCCGUGUCCAGUGACAGCCAUCAAGGAGGGAAAUCUGGGGGUGAAGUACGACGCGCCGUUUGUAUUCGCUGAAGUGAACGCUGACAUCAUUUACUGGGUUGUCAAACAAGAUGGACAACGGCAGAAGAUCAGAGUGGACCAGCGGACUGUGGGGAGGAACAUAAGCACCAAGAGUGUUUACGGUGACCACAGAGAAGAUGUCACUCUGCACUACAAAUAUCCUGAGGGCUCCAAGAAGGAGAGAGAGGUGUAUGAGAAGGCGGGACGCCGGGUCACUGAGCCGACCAAUGGGAGCAUAGAACCAGGACAACUGAAGCUGUUAAUCAAGCAUGCUAAGCCUGUUUUUGGGACAGACUUUGAUGUGAUUGUUGAGGUGAAGAAUGAAGGAGACAGAGAUGCUCAUGCUCAGCUGACCGUGCUGGUCAUGGCUAUAACUUAUAAUUCUUACCACCGGGGAGAGUGCGAGAGACAAACAAUCAGUGUGACUGUACCCGCCCACAGUGCCCACAAAGAAGUGCUACGUCUGCGCUAUGACGACUAUGUCAGGUGUGUCUCUGCGGAUCAUCUGAUCAGGGUGAAAGCCUUCUUAGAGGCUCCAGGGGAGAGCGAACCCCUCUUGACUGUCGCCAACAUCCCACUGAGCAUGCCUGAACUCCUCAUACAGGUGCCUGGAAAGGCUGUUGUAUGGGAACCAGUGACAGCCUACAUCUCCUUCACCAAUCCUCUACCAGUUCCUCUGAGGGGUGGUGUGUUCACUGUGGAGGGGGCUGGCCUCCUGUCGGCCACUGAGAUUCCUCUUAAUGGUAAUGUAUCUCCUGGCCAGAAGAUUUCUGUCAAGCUCUCGUUCUCACCUGUGCGCACCGGGGUCAGGAAGCUCCUGGUGGACUUUGACUCUGACAGACUGAAGGACGUAAAGGGAGUCGCCACUGUGGUUGUCCGCAAGAAAUACUUCCUGUAAUUACUUGACCUUGUAUGUGAGAUGAAGUGACAUUUCCCAGAUGUGAGAGGAGGAGCUCUGUUUGAAUGCAAAAGUAUUUCAAGUAUAAAAGUGAAAUGUUUAUGCACAUAAAUUCUAUUAGCUGUAUUGUAUGUAUAGUUGUAUCUUCCAGGAUGAAUGUGACCAUGUCCAAAAAAGAAGUACCAAGCACAGUAUUGGUUUAAUGACCUUAAAGCCACUAUUUUUCAGAUCUGAACAUUUCUGACUUUGCAUUAUGCCUGGCACCACAGGUUCCCACAUGGAAAUGAAUAAAACACAACAGGUGACAGCCUCUAGAUGGCAAACAGACUGGUUUUUAUUUUUUCAUUUUGCUCCUUUGUACCAUUUUAUUUCUUGUAUUUCUUACUUGCACCAAAUUUAACAAGUUUCCCUCUCUUUGUACCCUCCUCCAAAUCACUGCUGUUAUUUGUGCCUUGUGAAAUGAAAUGAAAACCAUUAGGACCCUCAGCCGUGAGAUGCAGGGUUAAAAAAAGUGCUAUAUGCUUUAUGCAUACUUGUUGAAUGAUUUUACAGAAUCUGUUGUUAUAUGUUUUGUUACUUAAUUACAUCUUUGCACUGUUUCCAAUCCCAUUUUAGUCAAAAUAUGAUUGGAAGAAACUACAUUUUUUUCAUACAAUUUAAUGCUAAUAUGUAUGCAUUUUUUGAAUAGUUCUGUGUG
Molecule: messenger RNA, 2822 nt
Organism: Epinephelus fuscoguttatus (brown-marbled grouper)
Lineage: Eukaryota; Metazoa; Chordata; Actinopteri; Perciformes; Serranidae
Product: protein-glutamine gamma-glutamyltransferase 2-like
Exons: 15
Coding region: 62-2125 (687 amino acids)
Biological process (GO): peptide cross-linking
Molecular function (GO): protein-glutamine gamma-glutamyltransferase activity
Source: RefSeq, a predicted model, not a curated record